CGAUUACAGUGUGAAUCUGCCUAAGCGUUCCUGUAAAUAUCCAUGUUUUUCUGAUUUAUGUUUUAGCUACUUAAUUAAUUACAGUAGUAUAUACUAAAAUGUCCCCCUAGCCAAUCAUUUUACAGUAGUUAUUGACCAAUCAUCUAUCUGUAUUUCAUAAUAUAUUCCUUAACCUGGCUUGUAACGAUCAGUUGUUACCUUUCCUCUUUGGGAAUGUCAGCUACUGCUAGUAUCACUGCACCGGUUCAAUUAUGUCGAAGGUUGUUUGGUGAACCUGUAUCAUGUAUGCGUAUUCAGCAAACUUUGGAGACAAUUAUACGUAAAGAUUUAGACCGUUUCCAAAAUAAAUGGAACUUUCAACCACCCAAUAUUGUAUUAGAGAACAAAAUUCGGAAACCACUUUCUGUACAUCAAUUACAUAGUGAAAAUUUACGGAAAAAUUCUACAAAUGAAUUCAUUUUAGAACCUGUCCAAUCACCUCCAAGUUUCUAUAUAAAAUCUCCGCGUAAAUUAAAAGCAUUUCGACGUCUUCCAGUGUCAGUAGCGCAAAAAACACGCAUGGAACUCUAUAAAAAGUCUACAAAUAGUGAACUCAGAAAUUUCACUUAUUCGUUUAAUUCAUUAUAUAACCUAUCUAAUACUGAUACUUUACUAAAUGAUAAUCAAAAAUCUGAAAUGAACUUUCCUUCAACGACAGAGUCAACUAUCUCAAUAACUCUGAAUCAACCAUCGCCAACAUCAUCAUCAACACCAUACAAAUUCGGCAACAUAUCACAAGUUACUGAAAAGUUAUCAGAAAUAACAACGACAACAUUACCUGUGAAUCCAAUUAUUAUCCGUUCAGAUAAUAAUAGUAACAAUACAAUGUUACCAUCAAGUUCGAAUCCCUGUUCUCAACAUUCAGUUAAACUGAUAAAACCUGAUCGAUUAAGUUUAAAGAAAUCUGGGCCUAAAGUAACAGAUUAUUUUGCUGUUAAGCGACGACGACAAUCUAUGAAGUAAUUCAUAGUUUUCAGAAAGAAACAAAAACAAUAAAGAAGAUCAAUUCGUUGAAUAAUGAGAAUGCAUUUGAAAAAUUGGAUAAUAACUUUUUUUUCAAUGAUUUAAUGGAACAAUCAUUAAAUAAUUAAAAAAACACAAAAAACUACAUUGUUUAACACAACGCAGAUUUAUUUAUUUCUAUCCCCCAUUUCCUCACUUAUUCCCCUUAAAUAUACUCUGUGAAUUAAGUCUCCCUUCCCCUCCUCUUUAUUCUCAAUUAUUCAUCGUUUUUUUUUCUUAUUCUAACUCUAUUUUAAGUUAUGUUAAACAAUACAGAUUUUAUUAUGUACCAUUAUUAUAAUUAUUAUUGCCAAUAAUAUUAUUAAAAUUAUGUUUAUAAAUUGGUUGUUUCUUCUUUUUUUGUUAAUCAAUUACAGACUGGUUUAUAGAAAAUAUAUACUACAUUACACCAAUCAAUCAUUGCCGGUCAACUAAUGACUAAUUGUCUGCUGUUAUCUAGAACUAAUCAAACUUUAUCGAUCAAAUUAACUAUAUGUUCGUUAACUCAAUCGAUAUUAUGUAGUUAAUUUUGUUUCAUUUCAGCUAUUGGCAUUUUAUUCGUAGAAACAUCUGAAUAGGUUAUCAAGUAGUUGAUAAUUACAAUUGUGGAAUUAAUUCUGUAGUGUGGAAACGAAGGAGCAAUCAAGUCUGAGACAAUUGAUUGACAAUUCACAAAUGAAGUAUUUACUGUAUGGUUUUCAGAUUUUACUAAUAGAUUAUGUAAUUUUGUAUUCAAAUACAUUUGGUUGUCCUCAUUUGUGUUCACGUUCACGACAAUUCUACCAUAAAGUUGAGUGAUAGUACUAUUAAGAAUUACCUAAUAAUUGUGAAGCCACUUUUCAGACGACAAUUAGAGUCUGCAAAAAUAUCAAAAGUAUUUCUCCAAAGGUAUAAUGAAUAUGAUAAAAAUAUAUAUAUUAGUCUUAAAAAGAUUAUUUUCAGUUGCCGAUAUCAUUAUAAAAGA
Molecule: messenger RNA, 2005 nt
Organism: Schistosoma haematobium
Lineage: Eukaryota; Metazoa; Platyhelminthes; Trematoda; Strigeidida; Schistosomatidae
Exons: 4
Coding region: 214-1002 (262 amino acids)
Source: RefSeq, a predicted model, not a curated record